Caenorhabditis bovis is the source of this 2175-nucleotide messenger RNA. The record is from the annotation of a GenBank genome assembly. Lineage: Eukaryota; Metazoa; Nematoda; Chromadorea; Rhabditida; Rhabditidae.
AUGUCGCACGAAAUGGAGGAAGAGCUCCAUCAAUUGCGAACAAAUGCUUCGGGUGAGCUCAUGUCCGAUGAGGAUUUUAUCAAAACCAUCGAGUCGAUGAGUGUCGAGGCUCAGGAGCAGGAGAUCAAUUCAUUGUUGAAGGCGAUGCACGAAAACCGUAUUGUGUCGUGGGAUGAAGCCGAGCGAAUCCUUCAGGAAACCGACAAAACACCCGUCAAAUGCAGUCUACCGGAGCAAACGCGCCCUACGGAGCCUGACAAUGAAGUGGACGUCGACGUUUGCAUUCGUAAACUUCUUGAUAACGAUCCGAGUUUGAAGGAAGUCAAUCUGAAUAAUAUGAAGAGAACCCCGGUUCCAGCGAUCAAGAGGUUGCUCGAAGCAUUGGCAUACAAUGAGCAUUGCGAGAGAAUUUCAUUGGCAAAUAUGGGAUUGUAUGAUCAUGAUAUUAUGGUUUUGGUGACUGUGAUUGAAAUGAAUCAAGCAAUCAAAAAAGUCAAUUUGGAGACUAAUUAUCUCAGCGGUGAAUUCUUCGCCAAAUUGUUUAAAGCUGCAUUGGUGAAUGAGACUGUCGAGGAGAUCAAAGCAGUUAACCAAGGCGUCUCAUUUUCGACGCAAUCUGAAAAAGAAAUCAUUGAUGCGAUUGUGAAGAACCAUGGAUUGACAAAGAUUUCGAUCAAUUUCCGAUUGCCCGAAGGACGGCAUAAAGUCGAAAAUGCGACGCUGAGAAAUGGAGAAAUUAAGAGAAUAAAACGACGAGAAGCCGCGUUGAAGGCGAAACAAGAAGCCGAAGAGCUCGCGAAAAAUCCCGUGCCGCACCUCGCACCGGAGCCCAAAAAGGUGCCAGAAAAGAAUGAGCCGGUCAAGGCUCCAACCCCGGUCAAGGCACCUCCAAAGGAGCCAACACAGAUUGCACCAAAGUAUAUGGUUUCACCAAAGCCGAAUGUUGCACCAAAACCGUUGGCGAUGGUUGUCGCCAAUGCACCACCAAAGCCGACGAUUCUCGCCAAGCAGUUGUCGUUUCAACGAGCUUCGAGGGAGUCCGAAGAAGAUACGGAGCUUGUAGCUCCUGAGAAGAGUGAAAUUCCAAGGAAGAUUUCGAUUCCAAGGAAGUUCGUUGAACUCUCCAAUGAGCCUGAGAAGCAGCUUACACCGCCGAAAGCGGCUCCGCCAAAGAGACAAUUCAAACAGUGGAAGCCGAAAACGAUCGACGAACUAGAUGAUGGUCCGAUGGAAGAAGCUCACAAGCAAGUGACAAAGGUCCCACCACCUCCACGAAAGAUUAUCAAAAAAUGGGAACCUAAACAAACGAUUGGCGAUGAAGAAGAUGCUCCGAUUGCCGAGAAAGAUGGUCCGAAACAAGCACCGCCACCACCGAAAAGACUUAUCAAGAAAUGGGAACCUAAACGAGCUGUCGAUGAUUUUGAAGGUGCUCCGAUUGCCAAAAAAGAUGAUCUGAAGCAAGCAGCACCACCGAAAAGGAUUACCAAGAAGUGGGAACCCAAACCUGCCGAGGAACGCGUUGAAGAGGGUCCGAUAUCACAGAAGGCACCGCCUCGUAGAAUGAAGCAGUUUGAAAUUCAAAACGGAUGUAUGAUGGAGAAGGAUGAUGCGAAAAAAGUUGAAGGGCCGAAGGGACCACCACCGCGUAGAAUAAUCAGACAAUGGGAACCGAAACCGAUCGAUGAUCCUGAGGAAGGACCGAUGAAGCAGGAGACUGGUCCACGAGAGCCGAACUUUGAAUCAAAGAAAAACGAGGAUGUUGAGAAUCAGCGAAUUCCACAAAAGAUGACAGCAAAAUCAUUAUGGGAGCAACGAAUGGCGAAACUCGAAAAGAAGACCGAGAAGAAGAAGGCGAAGCCAUUGCUGUCGAUUCAGAAGAUUCGCGAAAUGGAGAAGUCGGCGGCGAACGAGAACCCCGAUAUUCUCGAGAAAGCGAUUCCGAAAAAAUUGGAUGUGACACCAUUCGAAAACGGUGAAAAAGAGACACCGCACAAACAGAAAAUAGUGGCGACGAAGCGAAAUUCGCUGGUUGAGGAGCAGAAAAUUGUGGGCGAUGGAAUCGAAGAAAAACGACCAACAACUAUCAUUCGGCGUACGGUGAUGCGCAAGAAAGAGGAGGGGGCGGUGCUCGAGAUGCCCAAGAGAAUCGUCCGACCUCAUGUUCAUGCUUCUUAA